GGCGCGGCCCUGCUACAUUACGUCACGGCCGCGGCCGCCAUUCUUCUGUCCAGACAGUUGGAGUGGUUUUGCGUGUGCACGGCCUCCAGCUUAGUAGUAGCAUAGACCGGCAAAAUCAUGGCGUCUCUUUCAAUGGCUCCCGUUAAUAUCUUCAAGCACGGUGCUGAUGAGGAGAAGGCAGAGACCGCUCGCAUGUCCUCCUUCAUUGGUGCUAUCGCCAUUGGGGACCUUGUGAAAAGCACUCUGGGACCAAAAGGAAUGGACAAAAUCCUAUUGGGCGGUGGCAGAGAAGGCUCAGUCACAGUGACCAAUGAUGGAGCUACGAUCCUGAAGGCCAUCGGAGUGGACAAUCCUGCAGCCAAAGUGUUGGUCGACAUGUCCAAGGUGCAGGAUGACGAAGUGGGCGAUGGCACCACCUCCGUCACCGUGCUCGCCGCCGAGCUGCUGAGGGAGGCGGAGCUUCUCAUAGCGAGGAAGAUUCACCCCCAGAUCAUCAUCGCUGGCUGGAGGAAGGCCACUCAGGCCGCCCGCGAGGCCCUCAAGGAAGCAGCAGUGGAUCAUGGGGACGACAUGGUCAAGUUCCAGGAGGACCUGCUGAACAUCGCCCGCACCACCCUGUCCUCCAAGCUGCUGACGCACCACAAGGACCACUUCUCCAGGCUGGCCGUGGAGGCCGUGCUGCGGCUCAAGGGGUCAGGGAACCUGGAGGCCAUCCACGUCAUCAAGAAGCUGGGCGGCAGCCUCACCGACUCCUACCUGGAUGAGGGUUUUCUGCUGGACAAGAAGAUCGGUGUCAACCAGCCCAAGAGGCUGGAGAACGUCAACAUUCUCAUCGCCAACACCGGCAUGGACACCGACAAGAUCAAGGUGUUCGGGUCCCGGGUGCGAGUGGACUCCACGGCGAAGGUGGCGGAGAUCGAGCAGGCCGAGAAGGAGAAGAUGAAGGAGAAGGUCGAGCGAAUUCUGAAGCAUGGCAUCAACUGCUUCAUCAACAGGCAGCUGAUCUAUAACUACCCCGAGCAGCUGUUUGCAGCAGCGGGAGUGAUGGCCAUCGAGCACGCAGACUUCGCGGGAGUGGAGCGUCUUGCUCUCGUCACAGGGGGAGAGAUCACCUCCACCUUCGACCACCCCGAGCUGGUCAAGCUGGGCCACUGCAAGCUGAUCGAGGAGGUGAUGAUCGGAGAGGACAUGCUCAUACACUUCUCUGGCGUGGACAUGGGUGAGGCCUGCACCAUCAUCCUGCGCGGCGCCACGCAGCAGAUCCUGGACGAGGCGGAGCGCUCGCUGCACGACGCCCUCUGCGUGCUCGCCCAGACCAUCAAGGAGACGCGCACCGUGUUCGGAGGGGGAUGCUCUGAGAUGCUGAUGGCCAAGGCGGUGACGGAGCUGGCCAAUAGGACGCCGGGGAAAGAGGCCAUGGCCAUGGAGUCCUUCGCCAAAGCGCUGGCCAUGCUGCCCACCAUCAUCGCGGACAACGCCGGCUACGACAGCGCCGACCUGGUGGCCCAGCUGAGGGCUGCGCACGUGGAGAACAAGAUCACCUCCGGCCUGAACAUGAGCCAGGGCACGGUGGGCGACAUGGCGGAGCUGGGCGUCACCGAGAGCUUCCAGGUGAAGAGGCAGAUGCUGCUGAGCGCCGCCGAGGCCGCCGAGAUGAUCCUGCGCGUCGACAACAUCAUCAAGGCCGCGCCCAGAAAACGAGUCCCAGACCACCACCCGUGCUAGUGACUCCAGGAGAAGCUGUGUGGGGGGGACCAGGGGGGUCUGGGGGAGGGGGGCAGUCUGUAUUUAUCACCUCUGAGGCCAGGCCACCACCGAGCCAAGCAGGCAGUCCUUAUUUACUGCCCUUCACUCCGGGGCUGCACUACUGAAUAAAGUUCAAUAAUAAGCACUUCGCUGAUUACACGUACUCAAGUAGCCAUUUGUUACGUGUAAUAACAGGUUUAUGCCCAAUAAAUAAGGGUUUAUAAUCCAAUAAACCUUUAUUAAUGAGCUCAUUUGCUUCUUUCUUAAUGUCGUUAUGUUCCCAUACUAGGCCAGUGCUGGUAAUGACUGAAGGGAAUUUGCAUGAGUCCAGGAAAUCCGUGUCAUCUGAGGUGCAAGUCCUUUUCUUAAUGUUAAGCGAUGCUUGCAAGUCACCCAUUACAAAUGUAAAUGACUGCCUGUAAGUGUUUUUUUUUUUUUUUUGUAAAGCAAAAAUGCAGCCUUAAUGAAGUUAUUAUUGAACGUUAUUCUUGUCAGUGCAUUGUGUGCAAGUGCCCUGGAUGUUUUGUUGUAGGGGUAAAUUACCGACGUUCAAGAAAUAGUGUUGCUGACUUUGUUUACUGAAUUAAAGACUAAUAGUCACAGUC
Messenger RNA from Anguilla anguilla (European eel), 2351 nucleotides. It is a transcript of the gene cct2, whose product is annotated as chaperonin containing TCP1, subunit 2 (beta). Gene Ontology annotation, cellular component: chaperonin-containing T-complex; cytosol. The coding region runs from base 118 to 1725 and encodes 535 amino acids. The transcript has 16 exons. The record is from RefSeq and is a predicted model, not a curated record. NCBI's taxonomy places the organism in Eukaryota, Metazoa, Chordata, Actinopteri, Anguilliformes, Anguillidae. Gene Ontology annotation, molecular function: ATP binding; ATP-dependent protein folding chaperone; ATP hydrolysis activity. Gene Ontology annotation, biological process: protein folding.